Symbiodinium pilosum is the source of this 675-nucleotide messenger RNA. The record is from the annotation of a GenBank genome assembly. NCBI's taxonomy places the organism in Eukaryota, Dinophyceae, Suessiales, Symbiodiniaceae.
GUCAAGCGGCUGCGACUGCCAUCUGGAAGUUGCAACGAAGAACUGGUGAAUGAAGUUGAUGCACUCAUCGCAUUAGACCAUCCGGCCAUCGUCCGGCUCAUCGAGUACUUUGUGGCGGACUCGGAGGUGCUGUUGGUCAUGGAGCUGCUGCAGGGGCCCAGCCUGGGGGAGAAGCUUCGCGAGCAGGGCCGCUUUCCGGAGGCCUUCGCUGUCCGCUGUCUGCGGCACAUGCUCAAGGCGCUCUUCUGUUGCCACUGCCACGGCAUCGCGCACAACGAUGUGAGCGAGGAGAACUUCCGUUUCGAGACGUGCCAUGCUGAUGCCGUGUUGAGAAUGGUGGAUUUCGGACUUAGCGAGAUGAGCGUCCAGGAAUCGACGCUGGCUCGGCACGAACACGUUCCGCGUGGCCUCUAUGUCCAGAAGCGCGACAUUUGGAGUGUGGGCGCCAUCUUGUACCAGAUGCUGGCGGGCGCACGGCUGCUCCCCGAGGAGGGCAGCUGCUGGCCAGAAGCAACAAACCCGAGCUAUGUGCCUGUGCGCUUGAGCACUUUGGACGCCUCAGACCAGGCCAUGGAUCUUCUGAGCAAGAUGCUGGAGCCCACCACCGCGAGGCGCAUCACAGCCCAGGAGGCUCUGCAGCACCCCCUGGUGGUGAGGUCUUACGGCUUCACCGAG